GCGAAGCCCUUCCCACACCGGGUCAGCUGAUAGGGGUGCCAAGCCGGUGCAGAGCAGCCUUCUCCCCCGCACCCCGGUUUGGCAAUGCACGCGCCCCACUCUGCGCUGCUCUCCCCAUUGCAGCCCCACCGGAACUCUUAAAGGGCCAGGCGGGCUCCGGCUCUGCACCAGCAGCCGCCGCCGCGGGGCUCAGGAAAUAUUAAGGACUGGAAAGUAACAGCAGCUGUAUCCGGGGAAGGCGAAAAAACCGUCACCAACCCCUCUGUGGAGGGCUCUGUAAGCAGCAGAAGCACUGCUAAGUGCCUGAAGGAACAUAACGAUGGAAGAUAUCCCACCAAGAGAUCUGGACAAGGCUGCUGGUGGGGAUGAGAACAGCUCAGCGACAGUGCAUCUACAUUUGUAUCCAGGCACUCAGGAUGAUUCCAAUCCAGAUCUUGACCAAGGCCUUGCUGCACAAACUGCAGGUGUUUCCCUGAAGCACUCGACCACCCUGACAAACAGACAGAGAGGCAACGAGGUCUCUGCCCUCCCAGCAACCCUCGACAGUACAUCGCUGAAGCACUCGACCACCCUGACAAACAGACAGAGAGGCAACGAGAUUUCUGCCCUCCCGGCAACCCUCGACACUUUGUCCAUCCACCAGUUGGCGGCUCAGGGUGAACUCAGUCAGCUGAAAGAGUAUCUCAGAAAAGGGGAGAACUUGGUGAACAAACCUGACGAGAGAGGCUUCACUCCUCUGAUCUGGGCCUCUGCCUUCGAGAUUGAAACAGUCCGUCAUCUGCUAGACCGGGGCGCUGACCCCCAUGUACUGGCAAAGGAGCGGGAGAGCGCUUUGUCGCUGGCCAGCACCGGAGGAUACACUGACAUCGUGAUCAUGCUGCUGGAAAGAGACGUAGAUAUCAAUAUAUAUGACUGGAACGGAGGCACCCCGUUGCUGUAUGCUGUGCGUGGCAACCAUGUGAAGUGUGUCGAGGCUUUACUAGCUCGCGGUGCUGAUCUGACAACGGAAGCGGACUCUGGCUACACCCCCAUGGAUCUGGCUGUGGCAUUGGGACACAAGAAAGUUCAACAGGUUAUUGAGAACCACAUCCUCAAGCUGUUUCAGACCAAGAAACCGGAGUGACGCUGGCUCGCGCUCCCUGGCUGAAGGAACCAGGGCUUUGCUCUCUUGGUCAGCUCUCCGGAUGCUGCAUGGGAACAAGGUGGCCAGACGCGCUGUCUCUUUCCAAGGGCUGACGCUCCUGCAGCAGAUCUGGCCGAGCCGGCGUGGAGGGAGCUUUAGAAGCCGGGCUGGGAGGAAAUCCCUGAUGAGGAGCUAUUUACUCUCCAGGCCGGGCGUAAAGGAGAAGCAUCCCACACACAGUGAGACACUGAAUUGUCCAGGUAGCUGCAUUUCUGCUGCAAACAAGACUGCAAGCCGCCUCCCUCUGCCCCCUCUGUGUGUGUAGUAAAUGUUGCCUAAAGCAGCCCUGCCUGAAUGCGGUAGCCGCGGGGUGGGGGUUGUGCUGGGAACUGGGGCUUGCCCAGCGAAAUGCUCUUGGGGAUGCUGCCUGUUCCUCAGAUGGGGCGAGGAUGAACCAUGCCGCCUUCGAAAGGGAGGCCACAAAGUCUGCCCUGCUGGAGCAGCCCUCUUCCCCCGGCCCACGCCCCAGCCAGUGACCAUGCUUCUUGCAGUGGCUUAGGGAGAGUUCAGGUCAGGGCACAGCAUGCUGAUCACACUGCAUCCAGCUCUGGUGGAAGCAGGUUGGGGGGGAGACUGCUCAACAAUUCCCUACCUCCCUGGGUGAAACUCUGUUAGCUGCUCUAACCAGAGCCCCCGCCCACCUUGCUGUUCAUACCAGCCUUGUAGGGCUCGAAAACAACUCCCUGCUGCACUUACCAUCACGCUCAGCGUGGACAGAACAGGCAGCAGCCCUGGGAGUCCUGUCCCACUAGCAGCCCCGGCGGGCUAGGGGCUUCCCUCCCCCAUGGUGCUUGGGGAGAAAUACAGCUACACCCAGCAACUGUUCUUCACGCAGGUUCCUCCCUGGCAGCUGUUGUAUCUUUGGAGGAGAGAAACAUGCUGCUUGUAUCUUCGGACCUUGCAGCAUCAGCUGGGAGGCAGCUAAUUAGUUACAAGUGGGGCUGCAAAUCCCCUUAAAGGGCCAGUCGUCCCCCCAUGACACUGAUUGAAGUUUAUGCCCUUGACAUGUUAGUAGAUGGUUAGAUCACACACACACCCCCAGCCCUCGCCAAGGCUGCAUGUGUGUCAAAUCUCACCUCUUUGAAGGGCCAGUUAUCCGCUCUAGUUCAACUGUGAUUAAAACGAGGCGUCCCUGUGUGAUCCCAGGGAAGCCCUGAGCCGCUGUUCUGUCCUGGCCUGCAUGGCAGCCCCGGUGAGCAAGCCACCAUCUCUCCUUCCGGCAGCUGCUGCGUCGGACCGCUGGGACCAGUGCACGCGCUGCUGGACCGUUGGCCACCCCAUGCACAUUGCAGGAAGCGUUAGCCACGGUUUCGGCCUGGCCCCCUCCAGUGACCAAGCGGCAUCUUCGCAGCAUUGUUCAGAGCUUCCCCAGGGAGCAGACUUCCUUCCCCCCCGCAGCUUCUUCCCGGACACGAUCAACACAUGCUCCCAGCCCCCCACACUGAGGGUCCUUUCCUGUUCAUCACCUGCAACCCCCCCACCUGUCCCUGCCACCACCACCCCCCACUUCCACCCCUUUCUGCAUUCCUAUUUUAGCUUCCCCCAUCAAACACCAUCCUCUUGACUCUUCCCCAUCAGCUGUCUUCCUUUUUCCAUUCGUCCCUUUCAGUGCUGGGGUCAGAGGUACCUCCCUCUUUAGUUCUCAGUGCAGGCCCUCUAGGGCUCCCUCUGCAGACAGCUCCAUGCCGCCUCCAUCCGUCCAGUUGGCUCAUCUCUGCGCACAGCUCUGUCUGCUCAUCGACAGCAUCCGGCCACCAGCGUUGAAGUCCACAUGGUCCAAGCUGAGCUCCCGCAUUUUCUCCUUCGGUGUCCAUUGCUGCGAGGAAACCUCCCCCAGCCCAUCUGCCUUCUCCCAGGCCCAGAACCAGGGCAUCAUCUGCACAAGCCCCUACAUCACAUAACUGGCAUGAGACCGUUGAAGGUGCUGUAGCCACGUCAAUAGGUAGCCAUGGCCUGGUCCAUGCUUGUGUGCAACGCCACCCUCUGCCAGCUGCAGUUGAAGCCAGGACUUCAGUUAGAAGAAAAACCACCUGACUUAUAUGCAAAGCCAUUAGCUUUGAACCCAAAGAAACCUAACUUGUAUUAGACAGGAAAGCUUCUUGCACAUAACUAGCACGCUGCCUCACUUAACCAAGGGACUACAGUGUUGAAUAACGGCAAAACCAAACGAACCAGAACCCGGCUAAUCUACCUGGUUGUGGUGGCUUGUUUAUCGCUUUUCCUGCAAGUGCUGAAGUUACACGAUGAGGCUUUGGGGAGAGCGGCUUUGGAGAAAUGGGAUUUUCGUCGUGUUUAAAAACAAAAUAACAGAAACGACCCAUUUCAGAGAGAGAACCGGAGAGUGUCCUAAGUGGGAACGGGUUGGCUUAGGGUGAUUGGUAUAAAUGGGUUUCGAGUAGAAAUGAGCUCUAAGGGAAUCUGGCCUCUGUGAUGGGGGCUGGGCUCAGUACCAGAAUCAGGACCCCCUCCCCCCCCCCCAAAAAAAAAAAAAACCCAACGGGGGAAUCUUCUGCUACUUACACUGAUUGUUGCUUGGGCCCUUUACCAAACAGCACAGAGGCAGCAUGCAGAUGGGCUGAGGUACUGCAGGCAUUCAGCAGAUCGUGCAUUGCCCCAAUGCUGACACAGGACGCUCUGGGGCAGGCAGCCUUGAUCGUUGGGCUCAGUGGCAUUGUUUCCCCCAUAUGCCAUUCCCCACGAGUAAAAGGCCUGGAGAGAGUUGAA
Molecule: messenger RNA, 3907 nt
Organism: Caretta caretta (loggerhead turtle)
Lineage: Eukaryota; Metazoa; Chordata; Testudines; Cheloniidae
Gene: RFXANK
Product: regulatory factor X associated ankyrin containing protein
Biological process (GO): positive regulation of transcription by RNA polymerase II
Cellular component (GO): nucleus
Molecular function (GO): protein binding
Source: RefSeq, a predicted model, not a curated record